AUGCAUUGUUUUGAAAAUGUGUUCUAUGCUGUGUUUAUCUUUCUCUUUCAGAAUCUUCCCCAACUUUGUUGUCUCUCUGCUUCAUGUCUUGCCUCCUUUUGUACCGACUACUGGCUUUGUGUAACUUGCUACGAGAACGGUGCUUUGUAUUUACUCUUGCGACACGUGUUUGCCUACGACUUCACGCUAGAAGAAGGUGGAGUGGAAACCACAGAAGCAACCAAUGAUCAAGUUAUCGCGAACCGUUUGGCAUUACUCAGUUUGUGGGCUAUCGGUCGAAUGCUAAACGGUUUCCAAUCCACACACGAAGUCACUGAGGAUUCGAUGCUAGUCCGUGAAGGGCCGGAAAUCAGCGAUGCCCUGUCUCGACUGACCUCACCGCAUUUCACUCGAAAGAUUGCCGAACUGGGCACCUACGACCCCAGUCCGGUCGGUCGAAUGACCAGCCCGCCCGCCGAACGAGAUCCCCCAGUGAUACACGAUUUCCCGACCGAUUCGCCUCGAGGCAAAUAUUUACGCUCGCUGGCCAAAUUGUUGACCACCAACUCAGUCAAUCCGUAUUUGAUUUGGGACAAUCGUUGUCGGGCGGAGUUGGAAGUUAUGCUGGACACGACAAUAUCCAGACUGAUCAAAACGGGUGAAUGCGAUUUGAACGCCGCCACGCGUUUUGUUCAUAGCACAUACGCACAAGAACUUUUGAUCGGUGAAGUGUUUGUCCGAUUGUACAAUCGGCAUCCGUCGUACCAACUUGAAAAUCCGAAAAGUUUUGCCAUCGAUCUGCUCAACUUUAUCGAACAACAGUUGCCCAAUCUGACCCCGAGCGAGGCCGUAAAAGCCGAUUUCCCGUCUCGUUCGUCCAGUCCGAUCGAUGGUGAAGUCGACUCUCCUCCUUCCUCGCCGGAUUUGGAAGAGAUUGAUUGGGCCGCAGAAGCCAUGAGCAUCAGUGAUCAAUGUGCCAGUCAGAUGAGCUCGGCAUUGGAAGCGCUGUGCAAUGUGAUUCGUCACAACGCGGGAGUUGAAUUGCAAUGCAUUGGGCACUUCAAGCUCCUGUUCUCCGUUAUGGAACAACACGGCUAUGCGGAUCUACAGACUCGCGCCCUCGAAGUAGUCCAAGCGGUCUCACGAAACAACGAAUGCCUUGUGGACAUGGCUGCCUCACAAUUGUUACACUCGAUGGUUAUGCUGUUUCCCAGUCUACCCCAAUGUCAUCAAUUGUUGGUUGAAACAUUUGAUCACUUGGUCAUGUCUACUGCUCUACUCAAAGAACUGGUAUACUGUGGUGGUCUGAUCUAUCUGCUCGAAAUUCUGGUUCGAUCCCCCGUGCGACGAGUUCGGGAAGCCACGAUCAGUCUACUGUCUCAUUGCUUGGUUGACAAACAAGUUGGGCGACGAAUUCAGGCCCUACUGAGCCAGUAUCUACCCCCGAUCUUCCCGGAGACAAUGCGUGAUACCCCGGAGGCGUUUCUCACUUUGUUCGACUCCGAUCAAGAAAAUCCGGAACUGAUCUGGAAUGCAGACUUCCGUCAAAAGCUGACAACUACUUUGAUGGAACAUACCCGAACGUUCUAUGAGACGCAGUUGAAGAAUCCGCGAAUACGUUGGUCCCUUCCGGACUCGUUUACCGUAUCCUACGCGGAGGUUCUGAUGAAGAACGCCACUGAACGUAUGAGAACGAAUGCAGAUUGCACGGAAGAGCAACAAGUCCUGUCCUCGCUUGGCCCGGUCGUUGUGGCCGGAGUCUAUCUGCAUCUGUAUGUGGCCAGUCCGGGCUGGGUGCUACGUCGACCGGAAGUCUUUCUGGACAGUGUAUUGGACAGUUGGAUUGAGGCGGCUGGAAAACUUCCCUCAUCCGCGUUACUCCUACGAUUACUCACACGAUCCUGUGCGGCCGUUCUGAAAGAUCGUCCCGGUCUGUUGGAUUCUCUACCACGGAAGGGCUAUUUGCAUCGUGUUGUGGACUUGCUCGGGGAGAUCAACGAUCCGGAAGGCGCUAAAGCUGCUGUUCUCCUCCUGCAUCGGAUGUCCUCCAGUAAGCUCUGUGUUCAAGCAAUGGCUGAACGGGACACAAUCGGUGGAUUGUUACGUGUGGUCAGUUGUUGUAUCGGUGAAGAGUUGGGUCUCGUCGGGGAGACUUUGUUCUGCAUAUUUGACAGUCCAGACAGUGAUCCACUUAUUGCCCAGGCUUUAAAGCACGACCUGAUCAGCUACGUGCUCCAGUUGUUGCGAAACGGUUUACCCAGUUCGGUGAAAGAACCUGGUCAAACAUGUGCCUAUUUGGUUAAGGCUCUGAAAGCUAUGCAACGUAGUCCCACAUACGGAUCGAAGGUCACGGAGCAACUGGAAGCUCACCCGAACUGGGCAGACUAUCGGGAUCAGAGUCACGCUCUGUUUUUGUCAAAUGUUCCACAUUCAGCCACCGCCUAUUUGACUGCUGGCCCCUCUGCAGGCAGCUUGCAUUCCGGUUACCUGAUGGCAUCCAAUACGCACGAGCACAUUGGUCCACCACCUCCACCGGUCGCUCCGCCAUGUACACCGCCGGGCUAUUGA
This is a messenger RNA of Echinostoma caproni, 2547 nucleotides long. The record is from the annotation of a GenBank genome assembly. Lineage: Eukaryota; Metazoa; Platyhelminthes; Trematoda; Plagiorchiida; Echinostomatidae.